GCAUGCAUUGUUUUGGUCGAAUUUUAAUUAAAAAAAAUCAACACUCAUGAAAAAAAUGAUUAAUUCUUUUUUGAAUUCAUGGAAAAAAUCAUUUGGCUCGUUAAUCUUUCGAACCAAUCGAGAUCUACAUUUGUUGGCUGUAAGUAACAAGGAUCAAAAAUUGAAUCUAACAUCGCAAUUAUACGAGAAUGCUCGAGAAUUCAAAGUGGUUAGUGUCGAUCAAUUUCAAAUGUUAUUCAAAAUCAAUCCGGAACGUAAAACUCAGAUCGAAGAAAUCCUGAACAUCUAUGAGCUAGAAAAGUACACGACUCAACAGGUACCAUCGGUUCUGUCUAUGAACGAUAUGAAAAAACUGUUGACCACAUACCAUGAUGAGAAGGAACUACGUAAGAUGAUCAAAUUUUUCUACACUCGUGAAUGUGAUAAAUUCAAUUCAUACAAGAAAAAAUUCUACAAAAAGCAAGAAAUUCAAGAAAAGAAACGAGAAAAAUAUGGUGAUAACGAUGACUGGGAACAUGGAAUAUUCGACAGACAAGGCCAGCUAGUUUAUGGUUUAUGGCACAAUUCCUUACUAUCUCGCAUAACGAAACAAGCUGUACGUGAUUAUCGUAACAAUCACUUUUUACGACAUACGUGCUUGUUUGGACAGAAAUUGAUUGUCGAUUUGGAUUAUGAUCAAUACAUGAAACCGUCAGAGAUUGGCUUGCUGGCCAAACAGAUUUCCAUAAUGUUUUAUGAGAAUCGUAUCAAUCGUGAUUAUCCUGAAUCAUUAUCCUAUGACGUACAUUUCACCAAUUGUCGUGCUGGCGACCAUACUGUGUAUGAAUUAUCGCGGCAUAUAAAACGAAUGGACGAUUUAAAACAACAUUACUUUCACCUGGAAAGUUAUCUCAGUCGUCCGGAUCUAUUUCCUAAGAAUAAAUUGGUCUACCUAAGUCCACAUGCUAAACUUUCACUUAAACGAUAUGAUCACGAUGACAUCUAUAUACUAGGUGGUUAUAAUGAUCGAAGUUCUCAUCGACAAGUUUCACAUGUGAAAGCCCAAUCGGAAGGUAUUCGAUGCUAUCGCUUGCCAUUAGAUGAGAAUGUUCUAUGGAAACAAGGAGAUAAGAAUCUAUGCCUAAAUCAAGUGGCAGCAAUCUUACAUGCAGUCAAAGCUACCGGUGAUUGGCAAUUGGCUAUCCGGAAAUUCGCUCCACAACGUAAAGUCCGUUCGAUGGAAGAACAACAUCUAGAGGAUCAGAUUCGAAUGAAAGCUAUCGCCAAACGGCUUCAUCGAAUUGAACGUAGUUAUCGAUUUGUUCAAUAAUAAACACAUAUAAAUAAUAAUAAACACAUUUAUUUUUAUUAUUUA
This is a messenger RNA of Dermatophagoides farinae (American house dust mite), 1354 nucleotides long. RefSeq names its product mitochondrial ribonuclease P protein 1 homolog. Lineage: Eukaryota; Metazoa; Arthropoda; Arachnida; Sarcoptiformes; Pyroglyphidae. The record is from RefSeq and is a predicted model, not a curated record. Gene Ontology annotation, molecular function: tRNA binding. Gene Ontology annotation, biological process: mitochondrial tRNA 5'-end processing; positive regulation of mitochondrial translation. Gene Ontology annotation, cellular component: nucleus; nucleoplasm; mitochondrion.